Molecule: messenger RNA, 1569 nt
Organism: Linnemannia hyalina
Lineage: Eukaryota; Fungi; Mortierellomycota; Mortierellomycetes; Mortierellales; Mortierellaceae
Source: the annotation of a GenBank genome assembly
AUGUCCAAACGAGGCACAGACAACCAGCUCACAAAGGACAACUAUGACCAGGAAGACCACGACUUGGGCACCCAGAUGGGGACAUUCAAGAUGGCAUCAGUUGAUGAACUCGCCAGACGGCCGUAUACGUUAUCCAACUUGAGCGACGAUGGCAAAAGACCUUCACCAACAGGAUCACAAUCUUCCACCCCCAGCAUGCCGUCAUCGUCGCCUAGUUUAAAAGCGGCCGCAUCGUCAUCCACCAAUCCGUUCGCAAACAUCACUUUUAGCGGAACUCCUGCGAAGAACACAAGGAUCUCAGGAGGAGCCAAGAGUUCCCCCACUGGAUCGCAGUCAAGCAACGCUUUUACUUUCAACAUUGGCAGCAACGCAAACACCCUCGCCAUUACAACACCCGUCCCCACUGCUGCUGAGCCACUCACAAUCGAUCGGGAAGGCUACGAGAGGUCACUUCGCGGAGUCAACCAGGGUUUUCUGAAACGGAUCCAGCGUGAUUUGGAGCACAAUGCCACCACGAACCUCGCUGGAGCCUUUGAGGCAUACAUUGAGCAACGCAAGAAAGUGAAGAAACAAUACCCGGGGAUUGAAGAGCCCCAGACCAUUGUCAUGAGUGGCACCGAUACCAGUGACAUCACUCCCGUGAAAAAGACGUUUUCAGGACUUGGAGUGAAUGCAGUGCCAGGAGAUACAACAUCAACAGCAUCGGGAUCGGUCCAGACACCACCAACAUCUUCUCCAUUUGCAAAUCUCGCAGGAAGUGGUCUCUUUGGGUUCGGAUCCUCAUCUAUCAAGGGAGCCAUCGACCCCCCCAGGAACCCAACCUCGUCAGCUGCAUGGAUUAUUAACAACAACAAUACCGGAAUGAACGGAUCUGCUACGUCGUCAUCAUCGUCAUCGGCUGUUCAUCCUUUUGGCUCACCUUUUUCCGCUACUGUGACAACAAAUACCCCGUUUGCAACCUCUUCGUCGGCGACUACGAACAAACCAUUCUCCUUUCAGCCAAAGCCCUUCUCAACUGGGCGGUCAGGAUCCAUGUCUGGAGGAUCUUUUGGAUCACCUGCGCCAGGAUCACCUUCUACCACACCAAAACCUUUUGUGCUCCAGACUACUUCGAAUUCACAAAGGGCCGCCUCCACCACCUCCGCCGCCACAAGCAACGUAGCAUCGAGCAGUAGUAAUCAUGGCGAUCAGGAGAGGGUGGCUGAUGAUACAAAGGCGGAACUGGUCGAUUCUAGAAAGGGCGAGGAGGACGAGCGGACGGUAUACGAGGCCCGGGCAAAGUUGUUUGGUAGCGAGAAUAACGAGCACAAAGAUUUGGGCAUUGGCCAGUUCCGAGUCAACGAACAUACGAUCUCCAAGAGGCGCCGGAUGAUUAUGAGGAUUGGCGGCACCGGCUUGAUCACGAUCAACAGUUGGAUUAUUCAGGAAUUGCCGCCACAGCGGAAUAAGAACACGCUGACCAUCUUUGCCAUCGAUAACGGGAAACCAAAGCGGUUCAUGCUGCGUGUCAAGGAAGAGCAGACGGCUCAAGAACUCCUCCAGGCUUUGGAAGGUGGCCAAACCGUAUGA